AGUUGAGCACCUGCAACCCUGACACAAAACAGUUCGCGGUGAAAUGCGGGCGCGCGUAUACAAACAAUGCUGAGGUGAAGUGCAAUGGAGAAGAUGAGCGCGAUCCGGUCGCCUCGCACUCGUAAAGAGAAACGCGAGGACUACAUACGACAGGAGAUCGUCGCCCAGGUGCACAAAUCCACCAAAUCGAACACCAGUUCGGAAAACGACUAUGGAAACUCCGAGGACAACGUGGAGUUCGUCGGUAAACACGAGGAGAACGAGAACAUCGAGAUGCACACGCCAAGCGUCGAACUGUCAAUAGACGGGGAGAGUCAGAUCAACUCCAAAAUAUUGUCGUUGAUCGAGAGCGAGAUCAAAAGGGAGAACAACAGGAAGACCCAUUUCACCGAUUCGAGGCCGCAAAGUUUGAGCUUUUAUGAGGACGAGAAAAUGCCGGAGGAACUGUCAGGUAAUUUGGAGUUGUUGAGUCCGGAAGAACGAAAGCACUUCAAAAAGCGUAAAGAAUACUUGCAAUUAGAUGAUGAACGAAACAUAUACAACUCCAUAACAGACAUGUACAAUGUGAGGGACACUGAAGACAUGAUCACAAAAAAGCACAAGUACCGGAAAAAGCGCCAUGGCGAAACGGAAUUGGGUAUGGGUAAUAGUACUGAAAUGAUGAUACCGAAGGAGAAGCCUAAACGUCGUAAGAAAAAACGGGAGAACUCUCCGGGUUGCACAAACGGUAAAAGAAAGCACAAGAAACGUGAUGACGAGUAUGAGGUGAAGAACGACAUAACGUUGGCUUUGGAGGAGCUGCAGGAUGAUGUUUUUGAAAAUAACCACGACGAAAUAUUUCCCAAACCAGAAAGGAUUAAGAGGAGUCCGAGACGAGCUGACAAAGUUUACGUUCAAAAGAAAAAUAAGUUCGAGUAUGUGGGAAAACCGACUAAUAAUAACUGCAUCAAAGAUUGUGAAGAAGGACCAAACGCCAAAGAAUUAUCAACAUAUCAUCCAUUACAAGUGGCGAUAGUUCUUCAAUCAUGGUGGAUCCGAAUAUCAAACGUCUGUCACGGUUUACUUGGAGGCUUGGCUCUGGGACAUUGGUUGUACUUGAUCUGUAAUAUCAAUUCGGAGGAUAACAAUUUUUUGAUACAUUAUGCCUACUAUAGUGACAUGUUCGUUGCGCUUUUCUAUGGACUCUGUGUUGUGUGCAUCAUAUCAGUCUUAGACCGGAUAGAUAUAGAGGAAUUAAGUGGCACAAAUGUGGGUGGAUUGUUGAAGAAGAAAAGUUCUUUCAUCAUAAUAAUCUACAUAACUUGUUUGAUACUACAUUUAUCAGCUUCCUCUUUAGACGAUAAAAUAGGAAAUUUGUCCAACAACGAAACCAUGCCAAAUAUGACGCUUAGUGAAGUAAAAACAUGGAACCAUUUGUCUCUUUGGAGAGCGAUUUUCGCGUUCACCGCUUGGAUUUUUCUAGGUCUGGUGCCUUCUGAUGACAUGCUCUAUAUAAAUCUUAAGAGCAUGGAGAGAUUCUUCCCUGACAAAUAAUUAAUGUUUAUAGUUAUUAUGUUAAACAAUGGAGGACGUUUCUAUGUGAUAAAAAAUAAAUUUUAAUAAAGACUGUAUAAAUAAUUUAUUGCAUA
Molecule: messenger RNA, 1628 nt
Organism: Aethina tumida (small hive beetle)
Lineage: Eukaryota; Metazoa; Arthropoda; Insecta; Coleoptera; Nitidulidae
Exons: 5
Coding region: 85-1533 (482 amino acids)
Biological process (GO): cilium assembly
Cellular component (GO): ciliary transition zone
Source: RefSeq, a predicted model, not a curated record